Molecule: messenger RNA, 7747 nt
Organism: Myripristis murdjan (pinecone soldierfish)
Lineage: Eukaryota; Metazoa; Chordata; Actinopteri; Holocentriformes; Holocentridae
Product: nuclear factor of activated T-cells 5-like
Exons: 11
Coding region: 817-5031 (1404 amino acids)
Biological process (GO): calcineurin-NFAT signaling cascade; regulation of transcription by RNA polymerase II; cytokine production
Cellular component (GO): transcription regulator complex
Molecular function (GO): transcription factor binding; DNA-binding transcription factor activity, RNA polymerase II-specific; RNA polymerase II cis-regulatory region sequence-specific DNA binding
Source: RefSeq, a predicted model, not a curated record
CCCAAACACCUCUUAAUUAGCAUGCCUGUGUGUAGCAUUUAAGUUUUGCUUUCAGAUGCUUUAACAAGAGAAUGUGCCAAAAGCAGCAAUAUAUGCACAUUCUUGACUCACUCACUCUCUGACACAUUUACACACUUAUGCUACACUAGGUCAUCAGAUGAGUUUUUGAGGCUUGAAACUGUUUGAAUUUUGCCGCUGAAUGACUAAUCUGCCUCCAUCUUUGAGAGGAGCUGAAAGAUGCAGUAGUGAAGCAGGUUCUGUCUUACUGUUAACAAAGAAGUUGCCCCUUGCUAUUGGUAGACUGUCUUUUAAAUAUUCAUUCAGAAAAAAAGGAAAUAUGGUCUGAUCUUAGAUCAUGGUUCAGGGCAGCCAACAUCAGUUUUGAUUGUGAAGCAUUGUUCUCUUGACUUCCAUCUAGACAGCAAACUUACUGGUCAACAGUCAAGUGGGAGAGAGCGCUUUUGUUACUGCUAUCUGUUCACUAUCCUGUCUGACCCAGCUGGCCCUAAGCACUGCUGAUCAAAAGCAUGACAACUGUAAUAUCCUUCAGAUUAUCAUUAACGAAAUACACUUCCUUCCAAGUGUCUAUAAAUGAUCAGCUUCAAAAGUUCAGUAUGUUAACUCAUCAGAUUUACUGAUUGACAAAAGUUGAGUCUUGAAUCAUCAGCUCUCUUGUUGCUCAUUGGCUGUCUCGUUUUUAUUGCAGGAAGUUCCCUCUGAGGCAGGGAGUGUCUGCAUAUAAAAUGGUCUGCAGUUCACUGCUCCAUAGAUGCCACCUCUUCCACCUCCAGCCCCUCUGCCUCUUCCUCCCUGGCCAUGGGAGUCUCGUGCUCUGGUCCCUCCACAGGCCCCUCUACCUCAGCCUCAGACCACAUCAAGGCUCCACAGCAUCUUCACACCAGCGGAGGGGAUGGAGCUGGAGCUUCAGAGAAGCUCGGUGUGGAGGGUGCUCUCUCCACCUCAGGCAGAGGCAACAGUGGAGCAAACACUGCGGCAGGAGACAUAGGGUCAGGAGUGUUGCCAGGGUUAAGUGUCCAGCAACCUCAGAAUACCCCAUCAAAAUGGCGGCCUGUGCUGAGCAUCUCUCCACCGCCCGAGGAUCUAUUUGACGACAGCCAGAUGUCCUGCCAAGAGGACCCUCCCCCCUCUGGCCCACAGGGUCCAGACUCAGAGCAUAGCAGCAGCAUGUGGGCAGAUGACUCCGCCUCCAACUUCAGCUUGAUCAGCUCCAGCUCCUACAACGACAACACCGAGGUGCCACGAAAAUCCAGAAAACGAACUCCUCGCCAGAGACCUGGUCCCAAACCUGCUCCUCCAGAGGACAGCAUGGACGUGUUUGAUGCUGAUAGCGCAAAGGCCCCUCACUUUGUCCUGUCACAGCUGGGCCCAGACAAGACCACCCCCAAAGCCAGCUCUCUGGAGUCAGGAACUCUGGUGAAGGGCGGACCUCUGUCUGGUCAAUACCCCCAGAGGAGUGAUGGGAAGGAGCUAAAAAUCCUGGUCCAGCCAGAGACUCAGCACAGAGCCCGCUACCUGACUGAGGGCAGCCGAGGCUCUGUCAAAGACCGCACACAGCAAGGCUUCCCGACUGUCAAGUUGGAUGGUGUCAACGAGCCAGUUGUGCUGCAGGUCUUUGUAGCCAACGAUGCAGGCAGAGUAAAGCCUCAUGGUUUCUAUCAGGCAUGCAGAGUGACGGGACGUAACACAACGGCCUGCAAGGAAGUGGACAUUGAGGGAACAACUGUCAUUGAGAUCCCACUCGAGCCCAGCAAUGACAUGACACUUGCGGUGGACUGUGUGGGAAUAUUGAAGCUGCGUAAUGCGGAUGUAGAGGCCCGUAUUGGUGUGGCUGGGUCCAAGAAGAAGAGCACUCGUGCCAGAUUGGCCUUCAGAGUCAGUAUCCCUCAACCUGAUGGAUCUGCCCUCAUUCUACAGACCCCAUCAUCACCCAUCCUCUGCACCCAACCAGCUGGGGUACCAGAGAUUCUGAAGAAGAGCCUUCACAACUGCUCGGUGAGAGGAGGAGAGGAAGUCUUCAUCAUAGGAAAGAACUUCCUCAAAGGAACCAAAGUCAUUUUCCAGGAGAACAUUGCAGAUGAUAGUUCCUGGCAAGCUGAGGCAAAGAUUGACAUGGACCUAUUUCAUCAGAACCAUUUAAUAGUAACAGUCCCUCCGUUCCACAACCUAUCAGUCACCUCACCCGUUUCUGUGGGAAUUUUUGUGAUGACCAACGCUGGUAGAUCACAUGAUGCCCAGCCCUUCACCUACACUCCAGAUUCAGCGGAUAACUCGCUUCACCUGGGAGUAAAAACAGAGGGCAGCUCCCUGGUCAAGACCUGUCUGUUUGAUGGCCAGAUCAAAUCUAUGACUUCUGAGGCAUCAGAUUCCUCCGGUCAGCCAUCCAAACGCCAAGAGGUCAUGCCAAUGGAAGUGUCCAGCAAUACUCCACCCACAGAAGUCUUCAAGCCAUCCCCAGACCCUCUGGUCACAGGGCAGCAGACUCUGGAGCUCAGCUCGACUCCUCACCCAGGGGGAGAGUCCUUUCCGAGCCCCAUGCCCCUACAACCUGAGGAUGUGGAGCUUCCACAAGCCCCUCCUGUCUUCCCUAGCCUAGAGCCCCUUAGCACCAUACAAAAGCAAGACAUUGCCCCCACAACCUCCUUUCCUGUAUCAGGGGACACCACCAUCCCUCCUGUUCCCCCAGAGGUCCCUCAGCAGUUCCUCAGAGACCCCCAGGAGAGCCUCCCUACAGAGGGUUCUGGUAGUAGUGGUGGGGUGGUAGUUAUGGCCAUGUCCCCUAUGGCAUCUGCCUCUCAGCCCCAGCCACAACAGCCCCAGGUCCCCCUGUUUCCCCAAGAAGGGGUUACCCAGCUUGAGAGGGCAGUUAGGGAGUUGCAGGCUGGAAGCAACACCACACUCCAGCAGGUCUUGGAGGCAGCCGUGGUUCAGCAGCAGCUGAACUCUGUGCUGUACAGUCCCACGACUUCUGCAGAGUCCCUACAGCAACAUGUCCAAGAAAACAUGAAUAGUCUCAGACUGGGAACCACAGAGAACUCAUUAGCUACACAACAGCAGCUACAGAUACAACAGCAACAACAACAACAAAUACAGCAGCAGUUCCAGCAGCAUCAACAGCUGCAACAACAGCAAAUCCUUGGAAACCUACAACAUCAACAACAACAGCAACAUCUACAGCAGCAACAGCAGCAAGUCCUUGGCAACAUGCAGAUCCAACAGCAACUUUUACUACAGCCACAGGACCAACAGCAACUGCAGCAGCAACAGCAGCAAAUCAUGGAGAACAUACAACAACAACAACUUCAACAGCAGCAACAGCAGUUGCAACAAAAUCAGCAGCAGCAGGUCCUUAACAACAUUCAACUUCAGGAUCAGCAACAACAAAAUCAAAUACUCACCAACUUACAACAACAUCAGCUACAACAGCAACAGCAGCAACAACAACAACAAAAUCAGGCACUGAGCAACCUGCAACAACAACAACAGUUGCAAGAGCAGCAAGUCUUGGAGAACCUCCAGCAGCAGCUUCAGGCAGAGCUCCUCCAGCCCCAGAUCCAUUCCUCCCCUCAGCCCCAGCAGCCUGUGUCCCUCCUGCAGCAGGCUGGGGAGUUGCUCACCAUCCAGACCAGCUUUCCACAGCAGCCUCCCUCCCAUACCUCUCCACCACAACAGCUUUUCCAGUCUCCCCGACCCCUUGGUGAGAGCCCAGGUUCCCAGCAGCAGGUCCAGGCAGCCUUGCUCCAGAAUACCUUGACUGUUCUGACAAGUGGCAGCCUCAAUCCAGAGCAACAGUCCACUGGUUCAACCCUGUACCUGUCCCCAAACCCUCAGCCCCAACAGCAACAGCAGCAGCAGCUGGCAUUCAUCUCCUCCAUGGAGACGUCUGCCAGUGAGCCUCCGUCUGUUUCUAUGUUUCAGAGCCAACCCCAAGCCCAGCUUUCACAAAUACAGCAGCAGAGCACGCCCAUGGAGCAGCAACAGUCUCCCCAGCAGAACCAACAACAGCCACCGCAACAGCUAACAUUGGACCAGCAGAGCUCCUUGUUCCAAACCCACUCACAGGCUAACCCUCUUCCCCAGAGCCAGCUCUCACAGCCCCAGCAGACCAGUCUACUCCUCUGCACCACAGACCUUAACCCCCAGGCUCUUCCUCCAGCUCUCCUUUUCAGCACUCAGAGCCAAGGCCCUACCCCUAUUGAGGUUGGGGUCAGGAUCCCCCAGCCCGACCCAGCAGAACCUAUGUCCUUCCAGGACCAGAGUUCUUCAGGCAGCAACUCUUCUUCCACUGAGCCCCCACAGCCGAGCCUGUUCCAGGAACAGCAGCCAAUGCAGGUGGGGCCGAGCUCCAGCAACGCCCCAAGCAGUCAACCAGUGGAGCUGUUCCUGCCACAGACCUCUCUAUCUGGCCUGCAGAGUACUAUUGGCACACAGGAACUGAGCAGCCAGGCUCCUGCCUCUGGCACAACCAUCUUUGUGGUACAGGGUGGUGUGAGUGUGGUUGCAAACCCUGGCCAGCAACCCCCUGACCAGCUUUUCCAGAGAGCAGUGAGUGGGAGUGUGGCACCACAGGGACAGACCAACCUGUUUGUGUUUGGCAUUCAGAAUGACUCACCACAGCUGCUGACUUCCUCUGGACCCACCCUGUCAGCCCAGAGCCAGUCCCAGAACCCCAGUCACAUGCAGCCGCUUCUGGACCAGCCCAUGGCCCAGACUGGACCCCCAAUGCAGACCACCAUACACAGCAGCUUACAGAACACCCUUCAGGCACAAAUGCAGUCCAGCUUAGAGAGCGCCAUGCAGACCAACCUGCAGAAUGCAAUGCAGACAAACACACAAACUGCUCUGCAGACCAGUUUACAGGCAGCUAUAGAAACAAGCCUGCCAACCCCAAUGCAGACCAAUCUGCAGACACAGAUACAGAGCAACUUGCAAAAUACACUUCAGGCAUCAAUAUCUGCCUCCUCCAACAUGGAUAAAAUCGAGGACCUGCUGGAGAGCCUACAGAAGCAGUGAUAGAUGCUGGGGACCACAUGGGCACUAAGGAGAGUGUUUGUUAUUUAUCCCAGAGUCUCACAUCCUCAGAUCAACAUAAAUUGGAGUUGAGUGGUUCCCUCUGCCAAUGCCACAAUGCUCUAAAGAAUUCAGAACAUUACAGAAAAAUUGCCCCUUUUACCCAGAACCCACACUAUGUGCUCAUGUAACUCCUGUUUUGGUGGAUAUUUAUCGUUGAUUAUAGCCUACUGUAUGUACAACCAUUCUUCACUGAAUCGACGAAUCCCCAUUUGUUGAGUUAUUAUGCCUCUUGCAGGAUCAGAGAGGCCUGUAAUAACUGUUUCAUCCAUCAGUCUCGCGUAUGCAGUGUUUGUUUUCAGAGUGUUUAAUAAUGUGAGCCUAAGAGAUGAUGGGAGGAGAAACCAGGUUUGGGGGAGAGGAGGGAAAAACUGGAAAGGGAGAAAGAAUGUUAGAGCCACAGGGAAAAACGGUGAUGAGGCAAUGUAUGAGAUUGCGAGGCUAUCGGAGCGGACAGAGUGGAGAAAAAAAUCUGAUGCUCAUGGUACAUGCGCGUCAGAUGUCAGUUUUGGUGAAUCUUGAGACUUGGCCUCAUUUUGGCACCUCCCAGUGUUUUGGGGUUUAUUGCUCUUCAUUGGGUUCGCAGAAGCUUUCUCGGUUAACUUUUAAGAAGCGUUCAAUUUAUGUAGUGUGCGUAUUCUCUCUUUUUUUUGUUUGUUUGUUUUUUGUUUUGUUUUUUUUGAAGGAGUUGGUAAUGUUUACCAAUUCAUUGUGGAUAGAAACUUUCCACUAGUGAAAAUGAAGCAUUGUGUGGUUUUCUAAACGUUUUAUCUUAAGCACUUUAUAACCUCUAUUGUGUAACCAGCUAAUCCUUAUAUCCAUCCACAGCUCUCUAUUGACCCAGCUGAUUUGUACUCGGAAACGUCCAUUAAAAAUAAAACAAAGAAAAAAAAAGAAAAGAGAGAGGAAAAAAAAAAGCAUUUGUCUUUGUAAAGGUAAAUAUUUUAGACAUCUUUACCGAGCAUUUUUACAUUUUCUCAUGUCACUAUAUUUUUACAGUCGUAGAUAACUUUGUAUAGAAUGUCUGUUCACUGUUGAAUCCCUCUAUGUAUUCAAUCUCAGUGGUCCAGUCACUUCUGUCAAAAACAAACCAACCAACCAACCAUUCCCACAAAAGCAUUGAUUGUCAUUUGUCAGUGUCAGAGUGGUUAGGUAAGUAGGCCUUUGUGUUUUUUUACACACCGACAAAACAUCUGAAAUACUGAUUUAUCAGUUUGUGCAUUGCAAUGAAGGAUUUGCAUUAUAUUGCCAUUUGUACUAUUUGAUGUACAAUCUGUCACUUGAGACUGUUUUACCUUGUGUUGUUUUAGAUAUUUAAGCUUUUUUGUCUCAGUGUUGGUACCGUGUGCAGGCUGGCACCAUGUGAAGUUGGCACCCAGUACCCAUCUCUUGUGUUGUUAACAGGGGCUCACUGGUAAAUGAAAUCUCUGUUACAUAGAGGCUGCCAUUUUGAUUCUGUGUAUGGUGCUAUGUACAGAAGUGACGGGCACUUCUGAUGUGAUAUUAAUACUUACAGUUUAUACUCAUAUCAAUAGUACUGACAUUCUUUGUUAGUUUUGAGACAGUUGCGUCUAGAGAGCACGGUGUUGUGGCAGGGUCAGAGCUGAAGGCAGUAGGGCAGCCAGGCAAACCAAAACUCCUGUUUUGAAGCAUCGUCGUCUCGUCUUAAACUCGUCCUUUAAAACACCCUCAUAAUGUUUACUCAUUUGUACUUACUCAUUUAAAUUAUGCAGCUCUUACAUGGAUAGCAAUUCAGUGUUUCUUUUGUUUUUGUACAAAGCUAGAGAAGACAUGUAAAGGUACUUUGUUUCAUAGUCAAGUUAAUCUUGCAGUAACAUUUCCACCAAACUGAAGAUUAUUUUACGUUUCUGAUACGUUGACCUACGUUUUCUGUUUUGUUUUAAUGCAAAAUAAUACUGCUGUACUUUUCAUAUCUACAACAGUAGCCAAUUUGACAUGAUCACAAGCCAAUUUUAUGAGAACUAAUCAGAUUUUAGCGUAGAGUUGCUCACAUAUGCAUUUGUUUACAUUUUCAUAUUCAUACUAUUUUGUCCUGCAUAAGUCAGUGAUCCAUUUUGAAGUAACUUAUCUUUUUUAGAAUUUCGUACCCAUGGAUCAAAUUGUAGAGUAUUUUUGUAAGACUAAACUUUUUGGUUUAUGCUCAUAGCACAGAAUAUCAUUGUUGAUAUGUUUUUGUGAAAUCAAGUGCAGGUUUCAUUGUCAAAUGUGUGACUCCAGUUAGAAAAGUAAUUAAAUGGAUAUCAAGCAAAUAUGUUAGAAUAUAAUUCUACUGCUGUUUUUGAUAACAAAGUUACCCAUCCCCUUUCAACAUAAUAUAUGGGCUAGGUUUGUCGUGUUGUGUUUUUUUUUUUUUUUUUUCUUUUUUGUAUUGAUUAGACACAUUUCACAUUUGAUUGAAAUGUCUUGCAUCUCAAAUGGCACUUUGACUCAUCCAUUAACUGUAGAUCAGGUCAGAGCUUAGUAAAGAUGUUUCCAAGCAUUCCAUUCCUCUUGGGGAGGAGGGUUUAAGAGCACAUGAUGUUGCGGAUGUUGGAACAGUAAUGCCUCUUAAAGCCAUACCAACACAGAAAGCCAACCUGUGACUUCAGUUUCAUGAAUGUAAAUUUUACCUCAUGGUGUGAGAAGAAAAAAAAAAACA